Messenger RNA from Rhea pennata, 3811 nucleotides. RefSeq names its product desumoylating isopeptidase 1 (gene DESI1). Gene Ontology annotation, biological process: protein modification by small protein removal. The coding region runs from base 244 to 753 and encodes 169 amino acids. Gene Ontology annotation, molecular function: peptidase activity. The record is from RefSeq and is a predicted model, not a curated record. Lineage: Eukaryota; Metazoa; Chordata; Aves; Rheiformes; Rheidae. The transcript is spliced from 6 exons.
CGGGGCGCCGGCAGUUGCCGCGCAUGCGCGCGGCGGCGUCGUUGCCCUUUCCAUUCCGUCUGUCACCUCACAGUUGGUGUCGCCGCGGAGCCGGGAGCAGCGGGACCGGACCGGACCGGGAGCGGGACCGGACCGGGAGCGGGGCCGCGGCCGCGCUUCCCCCCUCCCCCCGCCCCGGCCCUGCUCAGCGGUGCGCGCCCGCCCCUCGGCCCGGCCGCGGGCGUCGCGCCGCGCGCGGCCCCCAUGGAGGAGCCGCUGGCCCUGCACCCCGUGAAGCUCUACGUGUACGACCUGUCCAAGGGCAUGGCGCGGCGCCUCAGCCCCCUCAUGCUGGGGAAACAGCUGGAUGGCAUCUGGCACACCUCCAUUAUAGUCCAUAAGGAUGAGUUCUUCUAUGGCAGUGGGGGAAUCUCCAGCUGUGCACCUGGAGGGACGCUGCUUGGCCCCCCAGACUCAGUUGUUGAUCUGGGAAACACUGAAGUCACAGAGGAAAUUUUCCUGGAGUAUCUUUCCUCAUUGGGAGAAUCUAUGUUCCGAGGAGAGUCUUAUAACCUCUUUGAACAUAACUGCAACACCUUCAGUAAUGAAGUGGCACAGUUCCUGACAGGAAGAAAGAUCCCUUCCUACAUCACUGACCUUCCAGCUGAAGUGCUUGCCACACCUUUUGGACAAGCUUUAAGGCCCCUCUUGGACUCCAUCCAGAUCCAGCCACCUGGUGGAAAUACCUUCAGCAGACAUAAUGGACAGAGCUAACAGGAGUGACCCGGUGUGCCCAGCCUCACCAGGCCUCUUCCUUUUUAAUCAUGAAUUACCAGAUUUCUAUUUUAUAAUUUCCCAUUGAAAUUAACUCUAUGGAAAUGACAAGAUAAGUUUUCAAAUUUCCUAAGGAGAGGAUUUAUCAGGGUGCAUGUAAGACAAUGCUACCAAAAAGAUUGCCGUAAUUUCUAAUAGUAUUAUACUAACUUAUAAAGGCUGUCUUGCCCGAGUAGGCUGUCACUUUUGAAAUAACUCCUAUGCCAGUAAAGUGGAGAUUCAUUCCAUGAACAUUCAAGGGCCCAUUAUAUUAUUUGGGGUAAAUAAGGGGAUGUUCUAGCCAUCCUUUGCCAAGCUCACAUCUCUUUCCUGUGUCGCUGCUUAUAUUAUGGGGGCACUUGCUCUCAUGUCUGUAGCAGAAUGACAAAGGAAGUGUUUCUAGUGUAGAAAGUGAAGGCUUCCCAAUGUUAACCUUCUGUGUAUUUUGUUGACAUUGUGUUACUUGCUCAGGGGAAAAGCUCAACUCAGCUGAUUAUAUGAAAUGAUCUAGAUGAACUAAGUGUCCCUCUCAAAAAUUGCAACUUUCAAUGGGAUUAAGUAUGUGGGGGAGGAGGGGGCUGCAACUGAAAAUUACCAAGAGCCUCCUCCUGCUAGAUGCAAGAAUUAUGAGAGAGCAUGAGCUGAAAGAACAGAAUCUCAUGAGCAGAAGUAGUGAAAACACAUUUCAAGUGAGAGCAAAAUGAAAUGUUUCGUUUUUCUCUAAAGCAAGCUUACUAGCAAAUGUGUAGAACCUUGUUAACUAUCCACCUUCAGACAAGAGCUGGUUUUGCUCAUUAUACCAGAGUCACAGUACAGAAAGGCAGGAGUGGCACAGCAGCUACAUAAUAAUAUAAGAUAGGCCAAUUCUGCCUUCAAUAUCCAGUUGCAACCACAGUUGGAGUUCCAACUUUCUCAGAUAUUGCUGUCCUUUCCAGAGCAGUUGAGUAUGUCACAGACAGGACUUUGACUAAGUGUAAGAGAAAUACCUAACACAUCUCCCCAAAUUUAAGGAACAUGAGCAAGACUAAAAUUCAGCUUUUCUACACACAUACAGAAGCAGUUUUAUCCUCUGAUUGACAUUAGAUUGCAUCAAUACUGCAUCUCCUGAUUUAAGGUUCUCACAGCUUCACCAUUAUUUGCAGAGAGAAAAGAUUAGGGAAAGGAAAGAAUAAGCACAUUCAUUUCUUUUCAUGCAUGUGUAUUCACUUUUCCUGGACAACUCUGUAGCAAUUAAUUUAGGAAGGAACACAAGAAAGAGUCAUCAGGCAACUGGAACAUUCCCCAAACCCAAAAGGGCUGCUAAUUCUCCGUAAAGGGGGAUCGUGCAUCCUGGAUGCUGCUGAUAAAGCAUCUAUGCAAGUGUUUACCCCUUUGUCCAGUGCUUUGUUGUGAAAAGAAUUACAGCAAGUUCAGUCCUGCAUCUUAAACUUCCUGCACUGGAAACCUCCUGCAAACCUAAAGUAGAUGUCUUUUCUCUGUGGAGCUCUUUUUCCCAAAAUAAUAUGUGUUAAUAAUUUUGUCAUGCUGUUAUUCAGUGAGGACUAUAAUGGUUCAUAUUUUUGUGGGGAUGGAAUGGAGGAAAACUACGGUUUAUUCAGGCUGCAUCAAAUAUUCUUCUGCCCUGCACUUUGUGAAAUCACUACAUAUGUGAAAAUAAUAUACUGUCAGUGUAUUUCACAGUUGUGUGUGUACAUACAGCAGUGGUCUUUGUGGCCCAGAAUGUUUUUCUCCUUCUGUCAUUCUCUGCUUUUGCCAUCAACUUCUUAAGUGUUUCAUUUGAUGUACUGGAAUCUGAAAUAACUGUAACAGUUAGUUCUGGUUUACACAAAAUCUCUCAAUCUUUCUCCCCUUUUCCCCACUAAAAGUCAGGGUUUGCCAAAAAUGAACAAACAAAAAAAAAUCCAUAAUAAAGCAUUUAUGAACACCUUUUGGUGCUGUUAGAGGAAGAAUCAGUAAGUGUUUGCUUUCCGCUGAGCCACAGCUUAAAAGUGUUCCUUUUCUCUUUAUGUAUCCUCUCCAAUCCUUCCUCAUACCUGUUGUUUAAAGAGUAACUUGCCUCUCAUCUUCAGAGAGAUGUGACUAUAUCACAAAAUGCAGUAGCAUUAGAGAUCUUGGAGCUUCCCCAGCCAAACAGAUUUACACGAUUUGACAGGAUGCAGCACCCAAAAGCAGCACAGCUGUGGUUGCUUGUCUUUCAGCAAGCUACUUACUUCAGGCACAGUAUUGCACUGAUAUGGCUCCUCUGCUUCCCAUUCAGGGGAAGCUCUGACAGCACGGUCUCUGUCCCACACUCCAUUGCAUGGUGUAGAUGCGUCCUGUGUGUCCACCACUUCAUGGUUCUGAGCCUGGGUUCUGCUUGGCUGCCCACUUCAGGACAUGUUAUAUCCUGUCAGGAGGGAGGAAAGAAAAGGAAGUGGUUGACCCUGUGCAUUUUGCAGUUUGUCUUUUUCCCCUCCCUAGCAGCCCUUUGGAAGAGAUAAUGCUGCUGUUUGAAUAUCACCAGGUAAAAUUUCACUCGACCAUAUUGUAUUUGCGAUAGCAAUGAAGCUCUGAAAGGAGCUUGCAAAGGGCCUUCUUGGUUUUGGACGUCCUCUAGCUUCAUCUGGCAAAAGACUAUUAGGAGGGAAUCCCAUUUGCUUGAACUUACUGAAUAGGGAGAUCCCAAUAUUGUGUAAAUCUUUUUGAAACCCAUUUUCUACAAAUACUGUUAUGUGUAAAUUGCAGAACUGUGCACCCAACAUUCCACCCAGCCAUACUUAUUUAUAGGAAUAUAAGCUAGAAUGAGAAAUGUAUGUAACUGUAUAUAAGUGAAGAACUUCAGCCAGUUGAUUGACAAAGGGGCAGGGAAGCUGAACUCCUGAAAGAGAGCAGAACCCUUUUGCCCCAACUUACUGUUCUGUCUUGUGUUGUUGGGGUUCCCCCAUGCCAUUUUAAAAAUGUUAAUACCGUCUUUAGGCAGAAAGUGAUGUUUUGAGUUUUUUCUGUUUUUUAUUCUAUUACAAUAAACAGAAAUACAGCA